UCUCCCGCUCUUCUGGUAAGUUUCAAGAUGGCCGCGCCGCGUGGCGACUUACAGAAGAAUUUAAACGCUGGUUUCACUGAAUUUACAUCCUCAGAUGCGACGCAAGACACUCAGGGCGAGUUUGAAAGAAGCCAUACCCCUGGAUUUGGGCAUGAUGUUGACAGUACCUCAAGCAACCUUCAUGGCAUCCUGGAGCCCUCUAUUUUAUCCAUCUUUGAGGACACAUCCGCCUCCGGAGAGGUGAAGAACCUGAUAGAUGGUGAAAGUGAGGCUACACUUCUGUCUGCACUUUCAGAGAUGUUGGACAGUGUGAUUGAAGACACCUUAUCACCCUUUGACACACUGCCUGACACUGACCUUUUUGUGGGUCAAAGGAGUCACGACUCCAAGUUCAGAAGAUCGUCUGACAAAGAUGCAGCUCCUCGCAUAACCAGAUCCUCGCGCUCAUCAGUUUCAAACACAAAAGCAGAGGUUCUGCUUUCAGACAGGCAGUUGAGGCCAAGGCUUAACCAGAGGAUCCAAACAACAACUGUGCAGAGAAGUGAUGGCGAGGAGGAGGACCCUGCAGAGUCCAGAAGACGCCCCAUAAGAUCCUUCAGGAUUGAAUCUGACCCAGAACUGUAUCAGGAUGAGCAGCAGGAUGGAUAUGUGUUUGUGUCACUAGUGGAUCUUGUCAGGCACAUGCAUCCAUACAGCCUCAGGGUGGGUCUGGUUAAGGAAGAAGGUGUCAGGGAUGUCGGCGAGCUGCAGGAGGAGGACGUGUUUGUGGAUGUUGUGGGUGACGAUGAGCUGCAGGGCACGCAUGAUGCUAACGUGUCUGGGUUCAGUCCAGAGAAGAAAUUUCCCCAUCCACAAACCCCUGCUGCAGUUUCUAAAUCCAAAAAAGGUCUUAAUAAGGAAAUCUCAGUGGCAAGGUCAAAGGAGAUGUGCUCCUCAAGUUGUGGUGGACAGAAUAACAAUGAUGUCAGUAAUGAGAAACCUCACAAGAGUGUGUUAGCCACAAGUAGCGGUGCUGGAAGAGUAAAGAAAAAAGUUAGCUUUGCUCCUGAUUUGGCAUCAGUUCAUGAAUACCAGGUUGAAGAUGAUGCAUCUGAAUGUCACUGGUCAGAUACCCCAACCACAGAAGAGCUUAAAACGUCAACAAGCGAACCUUUUCAGCAUAAUAGUGCAAAACCGAAAUCUAUCAGUCUGCAGGAGUACCGUCUCCUUAGGGGGAAGACGCUUCCAAAGGAAGAGAGAAAGGUGGACUACAGGACCAAGUGGCCCUCAAUACCUGAACCGCCCUGUGAGCUUCCUCCCAUCCCUUGUAUACCAGGUUAUAGCUCAACUCAGGUUAACUCCAAAACCUCAUUUACUAAUGCCGGGGUCUGUGCUUCAGGCUCUCCAACCAAGCCCAGAAGAGAUCUUCACAUGCCUGUUAAAUCACCUCCAAAGCAGAAAGCUGUGCAAGCUGUUGAUCCACCAAAUCCUGUCAUUGUGCCCCUUCCAACACUAGUUCCCAUACCUGCUAAGACCUCAUGGUCAUCUGAAGAGCAAAGUGUUGCGCAACAGAAAACUGCUGCAAACAGUCAGCCCGCACAUUUAAACCCUCAGCUGCGAUCUGCUGCGUCCCAAACUUCAAAAAAUCUGAAUCAGCCCGGGUCUCAUAACCAAGAAACACUUUCUUGUGGAAGUUGUCCACUUGCUGAAGUACCACAAGCAGAGUGCUCCUCAACAAUUAUCAGCACCACUAAAACAAACGCCUCUCCUCAGUCUUUACCCACUAUGGGCAGGUUAUCACAGACAUCUCUGAGACGACGCCCUCUUGUGCAGAUACCCACAAAUGUCAGAGAUCACUGUGCAGAGGAACAAAGACAGGAAUCUAAAGGUGAAAUAGGAAUACAGGCUACUGAUGUAACUAGUCUUUUGGAGCAAUUUGAGACACAAGGACUCACCCCUCCCGCCACACCUCCCCAUCAAAUUUGGAAGCCUCAAGCACCUAGUCACAGGGCAAAGCAACACGAGGCUAUCAAACCAUCUCCCAGCAAAGCCAUCCAAAUCAUUGAGCCUCGGCCGUUGCCCCCUAGCAGGGUUCACUCAAAGCCCCAACAAUCUACCUCUGUGCCUGCUCCUAGCUUGUUUCUAGCAUUUAGGGACCAUGACUACUGCGGAACUCAGGAGAUAAAAGACUGCAACGUGAGGUCAUUUUCAGCCUUAGAUGCACACAAAAAAUCUCUUAAAGAGCAAAGGAGUCACACAAGCCAUACAUCACUGGACCACAGGACUUUUUGUGAGGAAGAGCUUAUCCCUGGCUCAGUUCUCCUGUCUCCAGAGAGCUCCCCCUGCAGGUUAGAGGAAGGCAAUCCAAGUGCAGUUGAAGAAGGUGAAGCAGAUUCACGACAGUCUUUUCACCACUCCUUGCGUUCUGCAAGGCUUCCAGCUAGGGGCAGGACAAGGAGAAGGCACUACUAUGGUAGUUAUCAUUCUGACUCAAGUUCAGUGUCAUCUUCCCGUUCCUCCUCCUGUUCUUCCUCAGCUUCCUCUUCAUUGUCUCCUUCACCACCCAGAAAGAGGCGAAGAUCAAGGCAUUCCAAGAGCAGCACAAGCUCCUCCUCUCGAUCCAGUUCUUCUUCUUUGUCCCCUUCUCCAAUCCGCAAGAGGCAGCGCCGCUACACUCGAUCAUCCAGAUCCUAUAGUCGCUCCCGUUCUCGUUCCCGAUCCUGUUCCCGCUCCUAUUCCCGGUCCAGAUCCCGCUCCCUCUCACCUCAGCGAGACUGGAGGAAUAAGUGGAGCAGGUGGAAGAGGCAGAGAGAACAGUGUCAAGGCAGAUGGGAAGAGGCCCAUAGGAUUCGCAAGCAGAAAGCCAUUGAGGAACGUAGGGUCGUGUAUGUGGGAAGAAUACGUGGUACUAUGACUGAGGAUGAGCUCAGGGAUCGUUUUGCUCUUUUUGGAAAAAUUGAGGACUGCACUGUCCACUUCAGAAGCCAUGGGGACAACUAUGGAUUUGUUACAUAUUACAACACAGACGAUGCUUUCGCUGCCAUAGAGAGCGGGACAAAGCUAAGACAGCCAGAUGAGCUCCCCUUUGACAUCUGCUUUGGUGGGAGAAGACAAUUCUGCCAGUCAAAUUAUGCAGAUUUAGAUGCAAAUCGUGAUAUUGACUCAAGCUCCGUGAAGAAGACUUAUGAUUCACUUGACUUUGACACGCUGCUGAAACAGGCCCAGCGAGGGGUAAAGAGGUAGCCCUGUGCGUCCCUCUGGAGGAUGAAGGGAUGUAGAGAAGGAGAAGAAAUAAUUAUGGAGUGUGAUGGAAAGAGACCAGCACUACCUCAGAUCUCUCAAAGAGCUUGCACUUCUUGGCACUAAAUUUUACUUUUAUGUAGCUUUCAAUUUUGACCUUCAAGUUAACAAACCUUCUGUUAUAGUGAGCCUUUAAUAGAGAUGGAAAAACAGUUUGAAGUGUAUAAAAACAGAAAAGCUUUAAAGAUAAUAAAAAUUGCUAUCAUAAUUGAAGUAUUGUCUGUAUUUGGCAAAUAUUUGUAUGUAAUAAUUUGCAAAACAUUUGGAAUGAGAGUGUUUUUUUGACUUGAAUUAAAAAUGUUCAUGCUUGAACUCUUAAACAUUA
This is a messenger RNA of Pygocentrus nattereri (red-bellied piranha), 3604 nucleotides long. RefSeq lists its product as uncharacterized. Gene Ontology annotation, biological process: positive regulation of transcription by RNA polymerase II. Gene Ontology annotation, cellular component: nucleus. The transcript is spliced from 12 exons. The record is from RefSeq and is a predicted model, not a curated record. Lineage: Eukaryota; Metazoa; Chordata; Actinopteri; Characiformes; Serrasalmidae. Bases 28 to 3222 code for a protein of 1064 amino acids. Gene Ontology annotation, molecular function: transcription factor binding; RNA binding.